This is a messenger RNA of Rubroshorea leprosula, 1845 nucleotides long. NCBI's taxonomy places the organism in Eukaryota, Viridiplantae, Streptophyta, Magnoliopsida, Malvales, Dipterocarpaceae. The record is from the annotation of a GenBank genome assembly.
CCUCCUACUACUGAAAUAUCUUUUCGCCCAUCGCCGCCACCCGAACCAGACCUUGAAAUCUGUAGAUUACGGCAAAUUAAAUCGAGAAAGGACGGAGUGGAGGAGGAGAGAAAGCAUCUUGGAGACAGUCAGGAGAUUCUGCAAUUUACCUUAAUUUUCCUGAUUUUCUCCUAAUCUUCUGACGAUUUCCUUCCCUUCACCAUUUUCUUUAAUUUUGCUUUUCUUCUAUUCUUUCUUGCAGGAUUUGUUGUUUUUAUCUUCAUAUUCUGCUCCUGCCACUCUGUCGGUGCGCUUCCUCAUACUUCCAAUUUUUUAUUUUAUUUUUAUGUUUGUUUAAAGCUCAGUACUUUAAUCACUUCUCUUCCCAAUAUCCUUUAAAUUGCUUGGUUCUGAUGUCUUAUGUGUUUAUUUACUUUGUUUGGAUUUGGAGAAGUGUUGGGGGAAGGGACAACAAAAUGGGUUAAAAUUAGAAUCAAAAGUAAUUGCUCUAGGUAAAAUGGAAAUUGGUUUUUCAUUUAUGUUGCAUGCCCAUGUUUUAGUUGGAAGAAUUUUUAUUUGGGUUUUAAAAGCAGCAGAUUUGUCUAAGUAAUUUAUUUUCUUAGCAAAUUAAAUUCUUUUAUUACAUUUUUCUGUCAUAUAUAUACUCAAUGUCGUAACGUGCCUGAUUCAACUGUUUACUAAUGAACUUGGGAUGAUUUUUCUCAUUAAAUUUAAGUUGCUUACCUGCUAGGCGUUUCUACGUGUGGAAAGUCAUUGGAUAUUUGGUAAAGAGCAUGUCAAUCUUAUUGAUGAAAGGUUGGAAGAGCUGUUAAGCAUAUAUAAUAUGCAAGCUCGAUGCUAAGCAACUUGACAGGCAUUCGUUUUUCUUUGGGCAGUUCUGCUUUUUUAUAUAGUCUAUGUGGAUUUUGGUUUCUAACUAGAUAUUAAAACUAAGGCCCCUGCUUCAAGUGAACUUGGUGAUGUUGAGACCAUAUGUUGCUUUUUCCAGAAUAGGUUUUUGGAGAUGGAUUUCUCCAAUUAAAAUUUAUUAGGUAUCCAUGCAGUGGGAGCCAAAUGCUUCACAGGGGAAAUGAGCCAAUUUUCUUUUCUUUUCUUUACUUUUUGUUCUUUCUUUUUCAUUUCACCUUGAUUAUUAAUGUAAUAUUGUGGUUUGAAAUUUGUUCACAAUUUCACUACAUGAAUCUCAGAAGGCUAGAAAUCAAAUAGCCCAACUAGAAUGUUCAAGCCUUCCAAGUCCCAUGUGGUGAAUUUCUGUGUUGUUUGCAGGUAGUGAAACUAGAACAUUUGAGUUUGGGAGGACAUUUGGUCGGAACCAAAGGAAAGCUCCAGUCUACAAUAGUUUGGCUGCCUGGGCUUAUCAACAAGGGUGCAAAGUAUAAAUGCUGAACGUUCAUUGUUUUCUUCUUGCAUUGGUAUGGUUGUAGUUUAAUAAAUCAGAAGGAAGGUGGGGAAAUGCUAGUUAGACUAGAGUUAUACCCUUUGUCAUAGUGGGGAACACUGCAAGACAUGUAAAAGGUUCCAAACACCCACUUUCCCCAACUCCCAAUAAUCUGUCCCUUUCCUUUUUUACUUUAAAGCGUAGACUAAAACUAAGUCGAAUGCCUUUUGCCUGUGCAGCAGGACCAAAUUGCUGAAGCAUAUUUUGUAAAGGUCGGCUAUUGCACUCUGCUGAAUGAUGCAUCAUUGCCCCGUUGAUAACAACCAUGAUCCGCAUUCAUUGACUUUAUUGGGUACAUAAUAGCUACACACUAUGCAAUUAAAUGUAAUAUCUAUUGCGUUAAUUCUGAUGCCGUGUAUUCUGCAACAUUACCUAGCAGUUCCUAUUAAUACAGAAUUUCAAAUUAU